CUGGUUGAUGACUAAGUUGUCAGUCGUCUUUGCCUCUUUGUUCCAGUCACACAGCUCUGCAUCAGUCAAAGAUGAUGGAUGAAGAAGCCACCAAGCGUUACUGUCGGAUGAGUGACGACGGACAGAAACAAGCUGAGGGAGGGAGUAAAGUCCAGGUCAGUCAGGAGGAGAGAGAGAUCACCGUCCUGCCGCAGAGGAAGACGGACGAUCCGGACGACCUGGCCGAGAUAAAGAUGGCAGCGGCGAACUCGUCCUCCUGCUGUUCGUCUUGUGUCAGUCUGAAGGACAGAUGUCCUCGGCCUCAGGGACUCGUCAGCCUGCUCAUCACCAAAGUGUGUCUGUUCGCUCUGCUGUUCGGAGUCGUCUGGUCCAUCACAGGAAGUGAGUGUUUACCUGGAGGGAACCUGUUCGGCAUCGUCAUCCUCUUCAUCUGUGCCGUGCUCGGAGGGAAACUGGUGGGAAUGAUCCAACUGCCCACGCUGCCCCCCUUCCCCCCGCUGCUUGGUAUGUUGCUGGCAGGUCUGCUGCUGCGUAAUGUUCCCUACAUAACGGACGCCGUCUACAUUGACAACCACUGGUCUGCAGCUCUGAGGAACAUCGCCCUGUCGAUCAUCCUGACCAGAGCCGGACUGGGCCUCGACCCCUCGGCGCUGCGUCGCCUGAAGGCGGUGUGUGUUCGUGUUGCGAUCGGCCCCUGCGUGGUGGAGGCCUGCGUCAUCGCUGUGGUUUCUCACUUCCUGCUGGGUCUGCCCUGGGUCUGGGGUUUCAUACUGGGUUUUGUCCUGGCUGCAGUGUCUCCAGCAGUUGUCGUUCCGUCGAUGCUGCUCCUGCAGAGAGAAGGAUACGGAGUGGAGAAGGGAAUCCCCACACUGCUGAUGGCUGCUGGGAGUUUUGAUGAUAUUUUGGCCAUCACAGGGUUCUCCACCUGCCUGGGAAUCGCCUUCUCUACAGGUUCUACGUGGAUGAACAUACUGAAGGGUCUCCUGGAGGUAGUGGGAGGGGUCAUAGCCGGACUGAUCCUGGGUCUGUUGCUGUGCUGCAUCCCAAGCAAAGACCAGGAGGACCUGGUAUUGAGGAGGACUCUUAUGUUGUUGGGUCUGUCCAUAUUUUCAGUCUUCUUCAGUCAUGUUAUUGGUUUUGCCGGAGCUGGUGGUCUCUGUACGCUGGUGCUGGCCUUCCUGGCUGCUCUGGGCUGGAAAACCGACAAGGCCCCGGUGGCAGCCAUGGUGGGUCGGUCAUGGGAUGUGUUUCAACCUCUCCUGUUUGGUCUGAUUGGAGCAGAGAUCACCAUAGCAACCCUCAGCCCCAGCACCGUGGGUCUGGGUCUGGCCUGUAUCAGUAUCGGCCUGGUGAUCCGCCUGCUCGUCACCUUCCUCCUGGUUCAUUUUGGAGGAUUCAACCUGAAGGAGAAACUCUUCAUUGCUGUGGCCUGGCUGCCCAAAGCUACUGUACAGGCUGCUAUCGGCUCGAAGGCGUUGGACAUGGCGAGGGAGGAGGGGGACGAAGCCUUGAUGAAGUUUGGAUUGGAUGUGCUAACGUUAGCCGUGUUAGCCAUCCUGACCACAGCUCCCAUUGGAGCCCUGGGUAUCGGACUGGCAGGACCACGUCUCCUGGCCCGGCAGGUCAAAGAGGAAACAGAGGGCGAAGCCACGACUCCAACCAGCAACGGGAUUGGUCAAGAAAAAGACAACGUGACCAUUGAGAGCAAGCUAUGAGGCCUUUGAUUGGACAAACUGAAGAAAGCUACAUAAAGCACUCCUUAUGUACACUCUUUAUAUAGAUGAUAAACUGUAUGUAGCUGCAGAUGAUUUAUAUAUAUAUAUAUAUAUAUAUAUUUGUUGUAUGUUUCUUUUAAGCUUCGACAUGCUGAUGAAAGCUUUUGUUAGCUACUGUCACUAACCAAGAUGUGAUGUUACCUCUGCUGUAUAUGACAGGAUGAGAACAGAUGACAUGAGAAGAUAAGAAGUUAAACUUUGAGAUACUACAUGAAAAGAAAAAGGGGAAACUGAGUCUGUAAGAGAAAGUAAAAAUUACGCUUGUGUGUAUCCACAAAAAGGAGAAACAUGCAGAUGGAAUCGAAAAGGUCUGACACCAUACAACACCCAAGACUCAUAGAGUUUGGUCUUUACCUUUGUUUCACUAACAACAAAAGAGGAGAAGCACUUUCAGCCAGAGGACAGUGUUCAGAGCUCUGUGCAGUAAACGAGAACAAAUGCUUCCAGGUGGGACUCAAACGGAGAGUUACCGUGGUAUUUGAAAAAGGUUGUUUUUUCAAAUGGUAACUCAACUUGAGGGUGCUGAAUAUUUAUGUGAUAGAGCACAAUAUAAUAAACUACAAAUCUUUCUUACUUUCAUUAUACAACAGGUGUUUCCUGUUUCUC
This is a messenger RNA of Lates calcarifer (barramundi perch), 2381 nucleotides long. Its product is annotated as sodium/hydrogen exchanger 9B2. The record is from RefSeq and is a predicted model, not a curated record. The transcript is spliced from 15 exons. Gene Ontology annotation, molecular function: antiporter activity. Gene Ontology annotation, biological process: proton transmembrane transport. Lineage: Eukaryota; Metazoa; Chordata; Actinopteri; Centropomidae. Bases 72 to 1715 code for a protein of 547 amino acids. Gene Ontology annotation, cellular component: membrane.